AUGUGUGGUGGUGGUGGUGGUGGUGGUGGUGGUGGUGGUGGUGGUGGUGGUGGAACAAGGACACUCACCGCUCAGUUGGAGGACACAUUCAUUGAAGACGAUUUUACCAGAGCAGAGAACAUCUUCGGCUCGAACAUUCGUAACAAUAGUCGGCGCGACGUAUUUUUCCACCAUAUCGAAAGUUCCUCCCACGAUCUUCUCUCCCUCCGUCUGCUUCAGAAGACGGGCCAGGCGCCUGAGUGGUCAAAAAGGGAAGCUUUUUAG
Molecule: messenger RNA, 264 nt
Organism: Dibothriocephalus latus
Lineage: Eukaryota; Metazoa; Platyhelminthes; Cestoda; Diphyllobothriidea; Diphyllobothriidae
Source: the annotation of a GenBank genome assembly